UAAACGGCUGGAGGGACGGAUCAGGAAGAGAGAGGAGAGGAAAACAGGAUUACACAGAAACAGAAGGAGAAAAGGAAGAAGAAAAAGUACCAGAAGAAGAACGACAAGAAGUAAACAACGGUAAACAACAGUAAACAACAGUAAAUAACAGUAAACAAGAAGAAGAAAACAAUCAGCUGAGAGAGCUUAGUUUCCUUCAGAGCGAGGUGUGUUCAGACCCCGCCCUCAGGAGACAGGAGGAUGGAUGGAAGCAGCUUGACAGGAAAUCCCAGUGCUGCCACGUCUCGCCGGCUUCCUGUCCAUGCCGACACGCUUCAACCAGCUGAUUGGAUCUCGGCUUCAGAGGAGGAAGACGCCCAGCGGAAACAUCAGAGUCCUGCAGAGACCAAACGGACCGCAGAGAGACAUCAGAGUCCUGCAGAGAGACAUCAGAGUCCUGCAGAGAGACAUCAGAGUCCUGCAGAGAGACAUCAGAGUCCUGCAGAGACCAAACGGACCGCAGAAAAACAUCAGAGUCCUGUAGAGAGACAUCAGAGUCCUUCAGAGACCAAACGGACCGUAGAGCCCAAACGGACCGUAGAGACACCAGACCAUCAGGAUCCUUCGACACAAAAACAGAAACUAGAAGAUUCUCCAACCGAACCGGAUCCACUGAACCUAAAUGUUCUUCCUACAGAGCAACAAAGACCAGAACCAGAUCAGUCUUCUCCACUAAAACCAGAUCCUCUCAGUCCAGAUCAGACUCCUCCACUAAAACCAGAUCCUCUCAGUCCAGAUCAGAAGAAACCAGACGGCUCUCUGGACUCUCCCGGGAAGUUCACACGGAGAAACACCGACCAGAAAACUGAAGAGGACCCCCCUCCUCUUCCUCCCUUCAACCCUCCACCCCUUAAUAAUCAAACCCACAAACAUCAAACUACCCACCCUUCAGCCCUCGAUAAUCAAACCCAGAAACAUCAAACUACCAACCCUCCAUCCCUCGAUAUCAAGCUCAAUAUCUCUGAGUCUAAAGACCAGCAGAACCAGCAGGAUCCUCCUCCCGAAAAACUCACUUCCUCCGCAGCUGAGAGGCGUCAGGACUCUCUCCUAAACACCGAGGCAGCUGCUCAGUCGUCUCAGAGCGAAGCAUCGACCCAGGCCCCGCCAGUCCAGGCUCUGCAGGUCCAGGCUCCGCCAGUCCAGGCCCCGCCAGUCCAGGCUCUGCAGGUCCAGGACCCACCAGUCCAGGCCCUGCCAGUCCAGGCUCUGCAGGUCCAGGCUCCACAGGUCCAGGCCCCGCCAGUCCAGGCUCUGCAGGUCCAGGACCCACCAGUCCAGGCCCCGCCAGUCCAGGCCCUGCAGGUCCAGGCUCCGCCUCCCACCCAGGCUCCACCUCCCACCCUGGCUCCGCCUCCGCCUCCCACCCUCGAGGUGUUCUGUGACCAUACGCAGCCGGGCCCUCUGCCCUCUACCAGAGGGGAACCCAAACUGUGCGGUUUCCUGCAGAAGCAGGGCGGGCCCCUGAGGGCCUGGAAGCAGCGCUGGUUCACCUACGAGGAGAAGAAGAACCAGCUGUUCUACUACCGCACGCCACAGGAUGUGACGCCCCUCGGCCACGUGCAGCUCUGCAACGCCACCUUCACCUACCCGCUGCAGGCCGAGACGGGCACCUUCCACAUCAAGACCCCUGAACGCACCUUCAUACUCAAGGCGGUGACCCAGGAGCUGAUGCUGUACUGGCUGCAGCAGCUGCAGGUUAAACGCUGGCAGCACCAACAGACGUUGGACCCAGCACACAACAACAACAACAACAACAACUCCGCAGACGACUUCCUGUUUCCUGUCUGUGCGGAGGACUUCCUGCCAGUGUUGGAGAGUCCGCUGGGUCUGGUGGGGGAGGAGGCAGCCAACGUCCCGUCUCAACGCAUGCCGCUCGCCGACGUGUCGCUCAAACAUCCGCUCAUCCACAUCCAGAACUCGGUCCACAGUUUCCGUCGGCGCUCGACCCAGGAGUGCAGUCAGAGUGUGUUUCAUGUCGACGCUCCGCCGUGGAUUACCCCGAAAUCUUCCUCCAGCAUCACCUCAGUCCCUCCGUCUCUCAGGAGUCCCAGCGAGCCUACGGUCCCGCCCCCUAACCUCUCAUUGGCUGAGCCAGUAGGCCUGGCGUCCCCGGGGGAUGGCAGGAAGUCCCCCUCGCUGUUGGACAGCCUGAGCAGGAAGACGAAGACUCUCUCGUCCACCAUGACGGUGUCAGACCGGACGUCCCGUCUGCAGACGGAGAAACAGAUACUGAUGGAGGAAGUCAAAGCUCAGAAGGAGCUGGUGUGGAUCCUCCACAAGGCCUUGGAGGCGUCUCAGCUGGAGAAGCGAACGUGUGCAGAGUUUCUGGCGGCGGACGGCGAGCAGGAGCGCCUGGAGCUGCUGCGACACUGCGAGCGGCAGGCGGCCGACCUGCGUGGUCGGCUGGAGGCUGCGAGGACGGAGGCGGACGCCGCCAGGAAGAGUCUGGCUCAGAGAGACGCUCAGCUGGCCGAGCUGCAAGACAACAUCCGCAGUCUGACGGAGAAAAACAACGCCAAGCAGCAGGUGAUCAUAAAGCUGGCGGAUCAGGUGACCUCCUGUAUGUCCUCCGGCGGCGGUCUGGACUCUCAGACCUUCAGACAGCUUCAGCAGGAGAUCGAGAACCUGAAGGAUGAUAUCGAGGCGUAUAAAACUCAGAACCAGUUCCUGAACUCUGAGAUCUUCCAGCUGACCCGACUCUGGAGGACCAGUUCAGAGCAGCAGAAGAGUCUGAUGGUGAAGUGUUCCUACCUGGAGGCCAGUAACUGUCAGGUGGAGAGCCGUUACCUGGGUGUCCUGCGGCAGCUGCAGGAGCUCAAACCUCUGGAUCCAGUCCAGCGGGGGGCCGUCCAGAAGCUGAUCGAGGACGCUCUGAAAGGAGAGCUGAAGAGCGUUGUCACGCUCAACAUGGCAAGAGAUCACGACGAGUACGGCUUUAAGAUCAUCCCUGACUACGAGGUGGAGGACAUGAAGCUGCUGGCAAAGAUCCAGGCGCUGGAGAUCCGCUCGCACAACCUGCUGCACCAGGAGGGCGGUGAGCGCCACCUGGCGGGCCGCUGGGCCCAGUUCCUGGCCGGCCGGUCGGAGAACGACCUCUGUCCGUCCCCGGAGCUGAAGACUCUGCUGCGGGGGGGCGUCCCGCCAGAGUACCGGCAGAGGGUCUGGCGCUGGCUGAUCCGGGCCAGAACCAGGACCGUCAGAGACCGCCACCAGCGCUACCAGCAGCUGUGUGAGAAGAGUCGGACGUCUCCCCACCCGGCCUCCAGACAGAUCCAGCUGGACCUGCACCGCACCCUGACGACCAAUCAGCACUUCUCCUCUCCCUCUAGCCCCGCCCUCCAGCAGCUCCGCCGCAUCCUGUUGGCUUUCUCCUGGCAGAACCCUGCCAUUGGUUACUGCCAGGGACUCAACAGGCUGGCGGCCAUUGCUCUGCUGGUCCUUCACAGUGAAGAAGACGCCUUCUGGUGUCUGGUGGCCGUGGUGGACGCCAUCAUGCCACAGGACUACUACAGCAAGAACCUGCUGGCCUCUCAGGCCGACCAGCGGGUGCUGAAGGAGUUCCUGGCAGAGAAACUUCCCCGCCUGUCGGCUCACUUUGAGGAGCACAACAUCGACGUUUCUCUCAUCACCUUCAACUGGUUCCUGGUGGUGUUUGUGGAGAGUCUGCCCAGUGACAUCCUGCUACCGCUCUGGGACGCCUUUCUGUACGAGGGGACCAAGGUUGUGUUCAGGUACACUCUGGCUCUGUUUAAAUACAAAGAGGACGAGAUCCUGAAGCUCCGCGACAGCGUGGAGAUCUACCAGUACCUGCGCUUCUUCACCAAGACCAUCUCCGACGGCCGGCGUCUGAGCAGCAUUGCGUUCAGCGACAUGAACCCGUUCCCCGGCCGGCUGCUGAGGAACCGGCGAGCGGUGCAGCUGGAGCGAGUGCUCGGAGAGCUGAGGGAGCUGGAGGAGCAGCAGAGACAGUUCGCCUCCGAGAACGCCGCCGAGAACGCACGCCGCAAAGACAAAGACCUGGACGCUGCCGUCAGCGAGGACGACGACGAACUCUGAGACACUGACAGUGUGUGUGUGUGUGUGUGUGUGUGUGUCUCUGUGUGUGUGUGUGUGUGUGUGUGUGUGUCUGUGUGUGUGUGUCUGUGUGUGUGUGUGUGUCUGUGUGUGUGUGUGUGUGUGUGUGUGUGUGUGUGUGUGUGUGUGUGUGUCUCUGUGUGUGUGUGUGUGUGUGUGUGUGUGUGUGUGUGUGUGUCUGUGUGUGUGUGUGUGUGUGUGUGUGUGUGUCUGUGUGUGUGUGUGUGUG
Molecule: messenger RNA, 4342 nt
Organism: Sander lucioperca (pikeperch)
Lineage: Eukaryota; Metazoa; Chordata; Actinopteri; Perciformes; Percidae
Gene: tbc1d2
Product: TBC1 domain family, member 2
Exons: 19
Coding region: 241-4095 (1284 amino acids)
Source: RefSeq, a predicted model, not a curated record